CAGCCGCAGCCCAGAACCCGGAGGGCCGCGGCCACCGGAAGAGUCGUAGUCGCCAGCCGAGCCGGGAGAGUGGGGAGCGGAAGCGGCGGCCGCGGCAGCGGCAGGCGGCGCUGGGACCCGGGAGCGGCCGGAGAACAAGGGAGCUGGCGCCGCGGCCGGCUGCCGAGCGAGGCUGAACCGCUGGGCCGCGCCGAGCGCCGUCGCCGCCCGAAAGGCCCGGCCCGGCCGCCGGAGCAGGCCGCGCGCGGGCCCCGGGGCCCGAGGCUGGAGCCAUGGGCGAGACCAAGAUCAUCUACCACCUGGACGGGCAGGAGACGCCGUACCUGGUGAAGCUGCCCCUGCCCGCCGAGCGCGUCACCUUGGCGGACUUUAAGGGCGUUCUGCAGCGACCCAGCUAUAAGUUCUUCUUCAAGUCUAUGGACGACGAUUUCGGAGUGGUGAAGGAGGAAAUCUCUGACGACAAUGCCAAGCUGCCCUGCUUCAAUGGCCGGGUGGUGUCCUGGUUGGUGUCUGCUGAGGGCUCACACCCAGAGCCUGCUCCCUUCUGUGCUGACAACCCAUCGGAACUGCCACCACCCAUGGAACGCACAGGAGGCAUUGGGGACUCCCGGCCCCCAUCCUUCCACCCUCAUGCUGGUGGAGGCAGCCAGGAGAACUUGGACAAUGACACAGAGACGGACUCCUUGGUGUCAGCCCAGCGUGAGCGGCCACGCAGGAGGGACGGCCCAGAACACACAACCCGGCUAAAUGGAACUGCAAAGGGGGAGCGGCGGCGAGAGCCAGGGGGUUACGAUAGCUCAUCUACCCUUAUGAGCAGCGAGUUAGAGACCACCAGCUUCUUUGAUUCGGAUGAGGAUGACUCCACCAGCAGGUUCAGCAGCUCCACAGAGCAGAGCAGCGCCUCACGCCUGAUGAGAAGACAUAAGCGGCGGCGGAGGAAGCAGAAGGUUUCGCGGAUUGAGCGGUCCUCGUCCUUCAGCAGCAUCACGGACUCCACCAUGUCACUCAACAUCAUCACAGUCACUCUCAACAUGGAAAAGUACAACUUUUUGGGCAUCUCCAUUGUGGGCCAAAGCAACGAGCGUGGUGAUGGAGGCAUCUACAUCGGCUCUAUCAUGAAGGGUGGGGCUGUGGCUGCAGAUGGACGCAUCGAGCCAGGAGAUAUGCUGUUACAGGUAAACGAGAUCAACUUUGAGAACAUGAGUAAUGACGACGCAGUCCGGGUACUGCGGGAGAUUGUGCACAAACCGGGGCCCAUCACCCUGACUGUAGCCAAGUGCUGGGACCCAAGUCCACGUGGUUGCUUCACACUGCCCAGGAGCGAGCCCAUCCGGCCCAUUGACCCUGCAGCCUGGGUCUCCCACACUGCAGCCAUGACCGGCACCUUCCCUGCCUAUGGCAUGAGCCCCUCCCUGAGCACCAUCACCUCCACCAGCUCUUCCAUCACCAGCUCCAUCCCUGAUACAGAACGCCUAGACGACUUCCACCUAUCCAUCCACAGUGACAUGGCCGCCAUCGUAAAAGCCAUGGCCUCCCCUGAAUCUGGGCUGGAGGUCCGUGACCGCAUGUGGCUCAAGAUUACCAUCCCCAACGCUUUCAUCGGCUCAGAUGUGGUGGACUGGCUGUACCACAACGUGGAAGGCUUCACUGACCGGCGAGAGGCCCGCAAAUAUGCCAGCAACCUGCUGAAAGCCGGCUUCAUCCGCCACACUGUCAACAAGAUCACCUUCUCCGAGCAGUGCUACUACAUCUUCGGUGACCUCUGUGGCAACAUGGCCAACCUGUCCCUCCAUGAUCACGAUGGCUCCAGCGGCGCCUCUGACCAGGACACGCUGGCCCCUUUGCCACACCCAGGGGCAGCCCCUUGGCCCAUGGCUUUCCCUUACCAGUACCCGCCGCCCCCGCACCCCUACAACCCUCACCCAGGCUUCCCAGAGCUGGGGUACAGCUAUGGUGGGGGCAGCGCCAGCAGUCAGCACAGUGAAGGCAGCCGGAGCAGUGGCUCCAACCGUAGCGGCAGUGACCGACGGAAGGAGAAGGACCCGAAGGCGGGGGACUCAAAGUCUGGCGGCAGCGGCAGCGAGUCGGACCACACAACCCGCAGCAGCCUGCGGGGGCCGCGGGAGCGGGCGCCCAGCGAGCGCUCAGGUCCUGCCGCCAGCGAGCAUAGCCACCGCAGUCACCACUCAAUGGCCAGCAGCCUGCGCAGUCACCACACGCACCCGAGCUACGGCCCCCCUGGCGUGCCCCCUCUCUACGGUCCCCCCAUGCUGAUGAUGCCCCCUCCGCCCGCGGCCAUGGGGCCCCCAGGAGCCCCUCCGGGUCGCGACCUGGCCUCCGUGCCCCCCGAACUGACAGCCAGCAGACAGUCCUUCCGCAUGGCCAUGGGAAACCCCACCAAGAAUUUCGGGCUGUUUGACUUUCUGUGAGCCCCCAUCAAGGGGAGGCCCAGCCUCCGAGGAGACCAGGAACCCUGCUUCAGCAGCCCCUCAGGGCUUCCCAAGGAUGUUCAGCCCCCAAACCCACACUUCAACAUGUUGAAUCACUAGGCUUUGUUGGAGGGUUCCAGCCUCUCACCCAUGUAUGAGAGACUGUUCCCCUUUCCACAGAGUGCCCAUCCCACUCUCCCUCUCUCAUUCUCUCACUCUCUCUCUCGCCCUCUCUCCUUCUCUCUCACACG
This is a messenger RNA of Leopardus geoffroyi (Geoffroy's cat), 2680 nucleotides long. It is a transcript of the gene DVL3, whose product is annotated as dishevelled segment polarity protein 3. Gene Ontology annotation, biological process: intracellular signal transduction; canonical Wnt signaling pathway. The transcript has 16 exons. Gene Ontology annotation, cellular component: cytosol. Gene Ontology annotation, molecular function: frizzled binding. The coding region runs from base 273 to 2429 and encodes 718 amino acids. Lineage: Eukaryota; Metazoa; Chordata; Mammalia; Carnivora; Felidae. The record is from RefSeq and is a predicted model, not a curated record.